GAGGAAAAAUAAUCGAGAAACCGGUAUCUUUUUCAAUUUUGUUUUCUUGAAAAUAAAAAAUUGGGUGUAAAUUAAAAAAAACCAAUAUAUUAAAAACUAAAAGGAUACACAUGCAUAAACUUAAUAUAUUUGCAACAGUUUGAGCAAGGAAAAAUAAAGACAUUUAUAAAACAGAGAGAGAAAUUAGAUUGCAAAAAUAUCGAAACAGCAAAUAUGACAGUCACAGAUACUCUACAUUACAUCGUCAUCGGUAAUCCCGUGAGCAAGGCAGUGGUGUCCAGCACAACGUCAUUAUUUUCUCGUAAAUCGACUAUCAGCACCAGUGCACCAGCAGUCAAAGCAUCAACGGAAGCAGUCGCAGCAAAAGUUGUAGGCAGUGCAAUGCCAUCUUUGUGGAAACUAGCUGGACGCAAUCACAAUUUUGUACGAUUAGCGGGCUUAAGUGGCGCAUCAGCUGUUAUAUUAGGAGCCAUUGGUAGUCAUGCAUUGCAUCCAGCACACGAGAAAGAUGAAACCAAAACAAUUUUCGAAACGGCUAAUCGCUUCCACUUCUUUCAUUCACUUGCCCUUCUAGGUGUACCAUUGGCUAGAUACCCAGCUGUGACUGGUAGUCUAUUGUUGGCCGGUACAAUACUAUUUAGCGGCACACUUUAUUAUCGUGCAUUCACUGGAGAUAAACAAUUUGCACAAUUCGCUCCCUAUGGUGGAUUUUGUUUGAUAGUCGGUUGGCUGACAUUGCUGCUAUAAACGCUUAAAAAUGGAGGAGUUACAAAUGAAAUUGAAGUCAAUAUAAGAAAAUGAUUUUGUGUUGCAUAAGUAGCAGCUAAACUGAAAUUCCACUGUUUGAUUAAUGUACAUUAGUACGUGCAUGUAUAUAUUUUUUAAUAAUCGCAUAUGUAUGUAGGUAUUAGUUGUGGACUUUAAUACUAAAGCAUAUGAUCUAUGUAUAUUAAAUUUUUGAUUGGCGUGCAAGCAUUAUUGACUAUGGUCAAUCUAUUGGAAUAAUAAAUAUCUAAUUUGUUUUGGUUUAAUACGAAAAUAAAAAAAGAGAAAGUGUGUA
This is a messenger RNA of Ceratitis capitata (Mediterranean fruit fly), 1060 nucleotides long. RefSeq names its product transmembrane protein 256 homolog. The transcript is spliced from 3 exons. The coding region runs from base 214 to 747 and encodes 177 amino acids. Lineage: Eukaryota; Metazoa; Arthropoda; Insecta; Diptera; Tephritidae. The record is from RefSeq and is a predicted model, not a curated record.